AUGGAAAAACGUCACGGAAUUACAUACGCAGCACGUGCAAAAACGCUAAUAGGUUAUUGUGGAACUAUCAGUAUAUUGGAAAUUUCUAGAAAUGAACAUGUCAAAAAAAGCCAUGAAGAUCAGCAUUUAUUUAAAUUAUUAUGUUUAAUUAAGAAUGAGUAUCCAAAUUUAGAAAGUGUUGAUGAUUUAAUGAUUGCUUUACUUGGGUAUCUGGGCUUCAAUGAUAAUAAUUUAUUAGUAAUGUUAGUAAUUUACUCUGAAUUUAAAAUAUUGGACUGUCUUACAUUGUUUCUUAUUCGUGUCAUUGGAAGUCGUGUAUCAUUUUAUAAGGCUACAUUAAAUGAAAAUUUAAUUAUUAAUGUUGUAUUUAAAAACGAUGAUCCGAGCGAAGUGACACCCGUCUUAAGAUAUGCACCACCAAAUCUGUCAAAGUCUCCAUCAAGAUUAUUUCCAUGGUCGCUCGAUCUUGUUGAUGCAGAAAAUUGA
Molecule: messenger RNA, 486 nt
Organism: Didymodactylos carnosus
Lineage: Eukaryota; Metazoa; Rotifera; Eurotatoria; Philodinida; Philodinidae
Source: the annotation of a GenBank genome assembly